Messenger RNA from Dicentrarchus labrax (European seabass), 4218 nucleotides. RefSeq names its product Scm polycomb group protein like 2 (gene scml2). Gene Ontology annotation, biological process: regulation of DNA-templated transcription. The record is from RefSeq and is a predicted model, not a curated record. Gene Ontology annotation, molecular function: protein binding. The transcript is spliced from 14 exons. NCBI's taxonomy places the organism in Eukaryota, Metazoa, Chordata, Actinopteri, Moronidae. Bases 165 to 2219 code for a protein of 684 amino acids. Gene Ontology annotation, cellular component: nucleus.
GCACUGCGCGGUGGACAUGCGCGGAGCUGCAGCGAAUAUGGCGGCUUGCAUCUGAUAGAAAGUGAGGAAUCUCCCAUCAAAAUACCUUGUUCAAACGCGUCUGUGUAGGUAAAAGCCUGUCUGACUUCACCUCCUCUGCAGCAGCACGGUUAACUUUGGUCAUCAUGGGCCGAACACCACACAGGGAUCAAAAAGAGGAGAAGGAGAGACGAAGCAGCAUCACAGCAGGCUCUGCCCUCGACAAAUCUAAUGAACCGUUCAGUUGGGAAGACUAUCUGAGAGAAACGUCCUCUGUCGCAGCGUCGCCGACUUGUUUCAAACAGUCCAGAGUGCCCCCCUCCAAUGACUUUAAAGUUGGUAUGAAACUUGAGGCACGGGACCCUCGCAACUCUAACUCUGUGUGCAUUGCAACGGUGAUGGGCAUGAUGGGUACUCGUCUACGCCUCCGUCUGGACGGUAGUGACAACACCAACGACUUCUGGAGACUGAUAGACUCGUUAGAAAUUCAGCCAAUAGGAACCUGCGAAAGGACCGGAGACAUGCUGCAGCCACCGCUGGGUUUCAGGAUGAAUGCCUCCUCGUGGCCUAUGUUCCUCCUGCGGACGCUGAGUGGAGCAGAGAUGGCUCCAGCCUCUGCUUUUAAAAAGGAACCAGCCAUCCCUGCUAAAAACUACUUCCAGCCAGGUAUGAAACUGGAGGCAGUGGACAGGAAGAACCCCUAUCUGAUUUGUCCCGCCACAGUUGGAGAGGUCAGAGGUCAGGAGAUUUUUGUCAUGUUUGACGGCUGGCGAGGUGCCUUUGACUAUUGGUGCGCCUUCGACUCCAGAGACAUCUUCCCCGUUGGCUGGUGUGCUCUGACAAAACACAGCUUACAGCCGCCUGGAAACUUCUUUACCCUCCCCGGUGCUCUCCUUGCUCCUGUUUCCUCCACCUCAACCUCCCUCACCACACGUCGUUCCUCUUCCAACUCCUCCUCCUCCAUGCAGGCCUCAUACCGACUGCCCAACCCCUUGCCACCCCUCCCUGUGCGCAAGGGUGUCCGAGGUCGUCGUCCCAAAUCCCAGACUAUUGCUUUGUUAAAGGCAGCGGCUGAGGCUGCAGCGGCAGCAGCAGUAAAUGGAGCACCACAGAGCCCUGCCAGAACUGGCCCUGAAUCUCAACUGGCCCCCAGACCACACAAGAAGAGAGGACCCAAGCCUAAGAGCAAGAAGAAGCCUCGGGUGGUGCAGUCUCUUGGGGCACCAUCUGUUAUAGCGCCACCUCCAGAGACCAGACUUAGCUCCAGCCACGUCUCAAUAGACAACAACCAUAGCAACAGCUCCAGUGUGGUUUGCACAGUGUGUGUCUAUGUGAACAAGCACGGUGACUAUGGCCCGCACCUUGACCGAAAACUAGUGCAGCAGCUCCCGGACCACUUCGGUCCUGCUCCAGUCAACACAGUGCUUCAGCAGGCGGUUCAGGCAUGCGUGGACUGUACGUACCAGCCCUCUGUGCUGCUGUCGUUCCUACAGAGCCAGUCCCACACAGGAGGAGAGGUCAUCAGAGUUCGGUCAGAGCAUGGUAUCCGCUACGUGAAGCUGCCUUCCGCCUCCAGUACGUCUUCUGUGCUGCGGUUUCUGGAAAACAUGUGCCAACAUCUGGAAAGUGACAGUCUGUUCAGCUCGCAGCCGUUCAGCCCCUUCAACAACAGCACACGCUUCUACAACAGGACCAAGUCAGAACCACUGUCUCACACUGAGAAUGGUGUGUCCAAAGACGAUUCCUCAAAGGAUCCCGUGCCAAACACCCGCUCCCUUCACACCGCACCAGACUACAGAGCAGCAAAGAAGGAGCGGCAGUAUUACCCUGGACAGACACAAACACCGCCACCCCUACGACGCGUCAGCUCCAACCCAACUGACACAAUUGGCACAAUGUGUGCACACAGACGAGUGGAGGCAGCUAGCUCAACAACAGGCCCAGACCAUAUGAAACAGGACAAGGAGGGUUCAGGGAACGACGCUUCUGCCUGGUCAGUUGAUGAUGUCAUACGGUUUGUCCAAGAGGCUGAUCCCCAAACUCUUGGCCCACAUGUUGAGCUGUUCAGGAAACAUGAGAUUGAUGGCAAAGCUCUGAUGCUGCUGCGGAGUGACAUCAUUAUGAAGUACAUGGGAUUGAAGCUGGGCCCGGCACUCAAACUCUGUCAUCACAUCGAGAAGCUGAAGCAGACCAAACAAUAGAGGAUGAAGGCACUCUUUUUUUUUCUCUCACUGGCAACCAAACACACAAACACAUAAUUCUACAGGGAUGUAGUGCAGUGUAGAUCCACCCAAACCAGGGUUGUAGCUACUAUUGAUGGGGACCCUGAGGUCAAGUCCUCCAGAAUUUGGGGGAGUUUUAUUUUUAUUUUCAGGGAGUUUACAGAUUAAAACAUACACAUGAUGAUAAUUUUUCUAAAAGGAUUCCAAUAUUUUUAGAAUCAAGCUGUUUAAAUGACUACUUUUUGGCCAAUAAAUAAAUAUAAUUUUAGGUAGCAUUUAGUCUGUGAUGCUGUGAAAACAGAAAGUAUAACUGAACAGGUAGCUAAUAUAAUAUGAAAAAUCCAUUUAAUUAAAAUUAUUUGACAUCUUCAGUGGACAUAUGACCUCAGUCUUUCUAAAAUUAUGGCCAUGGCCCUGAGCUGAACACUCUUUUUUUAUUUACAGACCAUUGUUUACUUACACAAUACAUUAAUUCAUCAUUUGAAUAAGUGUAAUUAGUAUCAGAUAUCUGAACAUAGGCAUGAUUUUUGUUCAUGUUUGUGUCUUUUUGCCUUAUUAUGGACAACUGGAGGCCAUCGUUUUAAUUUACUUAUACAUUUCCACUUUUAGACACAGAGACAUACGCUGUAGGUUUUGCAGCUUUUUCUCUUUGGAUAUCUGACUGUUUCAUUUUUUUCCUUGGUCAGAAUUUCAGGAUGGACGCCCUGCACUCCAGAUUGGGAAAGUUAGUUCAGGUACUGGCAGAGAACGUCUCACUGCCUCAUUUCUAACAAUGCAAUAAAGCUUCUGAAUGACUGCGUCUGUUACGGACUGUCAAUUGUAGUUUAUGCAAGCCAGUGAAUGUAUGAAGUCAUGAGCAUUAUUACUAGCAGGAACUAAACAACAGGAGUGCCCCAGUUACAGGAAGUGUUGAAGGGUUUCAUUCCAAAUGUUGGAAAAGUCAUCUUGUUCCCUGAAGUCAGUCAUUACAUGAAUGAUUCCUGUCCUGAAACGCGGAUGUAUUUUUUGACGAAGGUCAUGCAUUAUGUUUGGCGGAGCGGGCAUCACUUCUAUUUAAAUGGUGGAUAUUUUAUCUAGGAAGAAUCAGUUUUGAUUCUGCAGGGCAGGCUGUAGAUGUACAAAAUCAGUUAUUGAAGAGAUAUUUCUCUUUUUAUUUGUGUCUGUUUUGUGUGCUGGAAGACAUUCAGGCUCUAUGGUUUCAGCUUGAGCCCUGACGUAGCUACAUGAUUGUACUAUGCUUUGACAGUCACACUAUAAACCACACACACGAGAUAUACACAUACGAUGACUGGAAUACUCUACGUGUUGACAUUAAAAUAAAGACAAGGCUAUUAAAAGUCUAGUUUGAGUGCUGUACAGAACGUUAAAGUGCUUCUGAGAGAGUACAUAAGGGAGAAACUUUUGUAUAAAGUCAAGCCAAAUGGUUGUUUUUUGAUAUCAUUUUGUACUGUAACAAAGUGUAUCAACCUGUAUCAAGCGUAAGUGUAAUCAUUUUUUUUCUGCCUGAAAUAGUUUUUGUGUGCAUCAUCAAAUAACUACCUACAGGACGAUGUUGUGUCUGAGUAAUUAUUCACGUCUCAGAAGUAUUUAUCUGUUUUCGAUGGCAGAAAUACAAAUUUUCUGAACAUUUCAGAACCAUUUUCAACCAAAUCAUGUGUAGCUGCAUUUCAUACUGUUGCUCUCCUGUAGUGGAAACAAGUUGAUACUUGAAACCGUCUUGCUUUAAUGUGAAACUCAGGUUUUAGUAGGUUGUUUCUUAGAAGAUGUUUUACAUCAUUAGCAUUUUGUUUUCAUUACUACAACAUAGAGGGACUGCACAAUAACCAACUAUGUAUAUUUUUAUGCCUUGUCAUCUAUCGCUCUGCAGCAUUUCAUGUGUAUAUAUAUAUAUAUACGACUUUUUACUGUACGUUCAACAAAAGAUGUUUGUUAAAUAUGUUUGAUAUGCAUUCACACAAUUAAACAUUUGUUUACAUCA